UUGGCGGCGUCACGGCGCGAGCCAAUGGCGGGCGGGCGACGGUUUAAAUGGUCGGAGGCCGUUGGGAGCGAGUCCUGAGGGGAGAGAGAGAGAGAGGGAGAGGGGAGAGAGAGAGAGAGAGAGGGGGGGGGAAAAAAAGAAAGAAUAACAUGAGGGGACGCGGGACCGAUCGCAGUCGGAGAGUCUUUCUGAAGUGACAUGGAACCUCAGGGAGAGCGAGAUUGGGUUGCUGUUGCCAAUGAUCUUCUUAGCAAGUGCCACAUUAGCCUAGAGGUGACCAGGCUGUCUGAUUGUGAUGCCAGUGCGUUUGUUGCUCUUUAUGAAGCUAUUCUUGGUGAAAGGGUCCCAGAUUACAUAGCGGCUCCCAAGAGUCAGGAAGAUGAUGCCCACAAUGUGCAGGCGGUGAUAGAUUCAUUGGCAUUGGAUUAUUUGCAAAUCAGUUUACCGCAUAUAACAGGAGAGAACAUUGUACGAGGUGAUAAAGAAAGCAUUCAGAAUCUGUUGGAAAUCUUUGAUGGUUUGUUAGAAUAUCUCACCGAGCAAAUCAGUGAGGCCUCCUCCCAGCCUGGCAAUGUGGAUGAGGACUUUCUAUCCAAAGAAGGACUAUCUAUCAUUCGAGGAGUUCUUCAGAAGGAGCUCAGAGACCAACAUGACGAGAGGGUGCCUGAAGCAAGAGAAUCCUCAUCAAAUGAGACUUGUACCUCUCUAAGCUCCAACAAGGAUAGGGGUGGAUCUGAAUCCACUGGGGAGCUAAUCCGCCUUGGAGAAUCUGCGUGUACAUUUAGCCGCAGAAAAGACAUAGAUGUUUCUGUAUGUACCCAUAAUGGAGCUGUGCAAACUGAUGGUGAGCUGGAUGUCACGUGGACCCAGAGGAGGAAUGAUGACAUUUGCUCUUUGCCCCUUUGUAAUGAUACUGUAUCAGGCUCAAGGCUAGAAGACAUGCAAAUUCAAGGAAGAUCUGCCACCUUCGUAACUCCCAGAAAUCUUUCCACGAGACCCAAUGCCCUGCAGCUCGGGGAACCCAUUCGCUCUGCUAUUCCCUUGCAGUCACCUUACCGCCUGGCAGAACACAGGACUGCAGCCGAAGCCCCAACUUUGCCUGAGCCUCGUCAACAAAGAGAAAGUCCAACUUCAAUGGUCAGUCAUUCGAACCAGCCUAGCUCCCAUCGAGGAAGUCCACGUCUGGCAGGAAGGCAGAAUGCGGACACAUCCACUGUCUGCAAUUUUCUAGAGCGGUCUGCCAAUGUUCCUGCUAAUGGGAUUCCUUCAAGAUUGUCCCCAGAUUUGAUGCAAGAAGGAUCACAGCAGGACUAUGAAUCCGCAGUACAUGAGAUUGAGCGUCAGCAAGUCAUACGGAGUCCCACCAGGAAUGCCACAAAGCGAGUUGCAUUUCAAAUUGAGCCAGACAUCAAGUUCAUGACUGCCCAGAGUAAUGCUGAGCGGUGUGACGCUGAGGAAGGCAGAUCGAUUGAUCAGUACAAGGUGUCUAGAACGCUGGGCUCAGAGAGGAGUUUCCGGAGUGAUCCUGAAACCUCAUUACUUGAUCAUAAUCAUCACAUCGAUGCAUUUGAAAACACCCCACUGAGUCACAGAAGAGCAAAGAAUCUUUUGGCCGAGCAGGAACUGCACGAGUUCUCCGAAAAACUUUCUCGAAGGCUGAAUCAGCUAGAUUUGAUACUGAAACAAGCUCUGGGUGAAAAAUAUGAAGCAUCUAAUUUAAAGGAUGAAGAUAAACUGUCUCAACACAGUGACAGCAUUACAGAGUAUCGAAGAGUCCAGCGCCUGCCAGUUACUCCACAUCUGAAGAAGCCAUCGCGUGCUCGCUCGCUCUCGCCAUCGCCACCUCGGUCCUCAGUUCGGGCCGAGUGUGAAGAUGCUGUGAAUGGAGAAACCAGUGGGGGACAACUGAGGAGAAUCCAUAAGGAUCUCCAGCAGGAACUUGAUCUUCAAAAGAUGAAAGUGAAGAUGGUUAGCCAAUUGUACAUGGAGGAGCUGGAGGAUUACAAAACCAAAGAGAGAUCUCAACUCAGUGAAGAAAAAGAAAAAGCUAAGAAAACGGAACGAGAAUAUAAAGAAAAUAUCUUCAAAGAAGCUUUGAGAACGCCACACGCUAGAAGAGUUUAUUGUGCAAAAGGCAUGCCACGAAAACCAAAGCACAACCAAUGGUCACCAGGAGGCGCGGUGACGCCGCGGAAAGCAACACCAAUGAAGAUCAAAGACAAUGACCUGCUACCUCUCCUACUGGAUGAGUUCCCCUAUCUGCAGAUCUCCCCCCAUACCAUGAAUAGGAUGUGGAAACAGCAGUUCAGACAGAUCGAACAGUUAACCAGGUCAACGGGUGAACAGAACCGCACACAAACCAAGCUGCAGUCGGAAAUUGAAGAUGCUCAGAGAAAACAUGACCUCUUGGUUCAGAUAAUUAAAAAGGAACGGGAGCACAAUCAGCGACUGAAAGACUUCAAAGAACGCGUCCAGCAACAGAAAUUUGCACAGAACAAGGUGAAGGAGCAAAGGCAGCAAGUGGCUCGUGCGAAGAAAUAUUACAGUGAUUACCACGUGCAGCUUCGGGCUAAAAUGAUGCGAGCGAAAACUCGAGAAGAGCGGGUUUUCAAAAAUCUGUUUGAGGAAGGACUAGAGCUGCAGAAGCACAGAUUGCAUGAACUAAAGAUGUACGCUAAAGAGAAACGCGAGGAACAGAAAAAACGGCAACGGGAAGAACUGGAAUCUAUGGAGAACUACUAUAAAGAUCAGUUUUUGAUGCUGGCUGAAACGGUAGCUCAGGAGCGACACAAAGUCCAAAUCAGGGAGACUGCACAAACUAAGGCACUCCAGAAGAUGAAGAAAGAACUGCGUGUAAAGAUGGAGAAAGAGAUCCGCGAGCUUCAGGCAAUGAUAACACAGGAUGAUGAUGAUGCAUACUUCAGAGAACUGGAGGCUGAGAGACAGCAGCGACGAGUACAGAUGGCUUCAUUCCAGUUCAGCAAAACUCAGUCUUUUUAAACAUUUGACCAAACAGUGCUUUGGUUAAGCAGAGUUGGAAACGGCUGGUGUUAGCUUUUUAUUUAAAUGCCUUAAAUAACUCUGUUAAAUAACCUUUCAAAAACCACACAGUGAAGGAGCAGACCUGCAAUGGGAAGUGAAGCAUAUUCGUGUAAGCCAUUAAUGCAGGGUGUAAAUUUAUUGCUUGGCAUUGGUUCAAUAUUUUCUUCAACCUAAGACAUUCAAAAAUAAUCAAACUACAGCUGCUAUAUUGUCCUUUUCAUUCAUCAAACUGAAUGUGUCCACUGAGCUCGUUUAAACCUCUAUUUUAAGGUUUAUAUAAAUACAAAAUGUGACCAGAGGUUAUGACACUACAAUCCUUGCAGCGUUGGUUUGGUAACAGGGAACAUGCAACUUCUGCAACGAAUCCUAAAUGUCUUUAUUCCAUGUUUUUUUUUAAAAAAACACUUCCAAUAUAGCUUCCUAUUUGCAAGCACAAUGUGACUGUUUUAAUGUCAGAAGUUGAUUUUAGAGCCUAAUACAAUGCAGUUCAUUUUUUAAUCCUUAAGUGGAUAUUGUAUAUACAAAUUAAUGAUUUUGUUUGGUAUCAAGUUGUAAUAAUUUAACCAUGAUGUGGGUUCCUAAAAUGAUCAUGUUUUUUAAAAAACUAAUUUAACUUAUUAAAUUUGUUUUGAAACAUA
Callorhinchus milii (elephant shark) is the source of this 3680-nucleotide messenger RNA. Its product is annotated as centrosomal protein of 95 kDa. The record is from RefSeq and is a predicted model, not a curated record. Lineage: Eukaryota; Metazoa; Chordata; Chondrichthyes; Chimaeriformes; Callorhinchidae. Gene Ontology annotation, cellular component: centrosome; spindle pole. The coding region runs from base 199 to 3000 and encodes 933 amino acids. The transcript has 22 exons.